Elephantulus edwardii (Cape elephant shrew) is the source of this 4722-nucleotide messenger RNA. RefSeq names its product dynamin binding protein (gene DNMBP). Gene Ontology annotation, cellular component: cytoplasm. Bases 1 to 4722 code for a protein of 1573 amino acids. Lineage: Eukaryota; Metazoa; Chordata; Mammalia; Macroscelidea; Macroscelididae. Gene Ontology annotation, molecular function: protein binding; guanyl-nucleotide exchange factor activity. Gene Ontology annotation, biological process: intracellular signal transduction. The transcript has 16 exons. The record is from RefSeq and is a predicted model, not a curated record.
AUGGAGCCUGGCUCAGUGGUCCGUGCCAUCUUUGACUUCUGCCCAAGUGUAUCUGAAGAACUGCCCCUUUUUGUGGGAGAUAUUAUUGAGGUACUGGCAGUGGUCGAUGAGUUUUGGCUUCUCGGGAAGAAAGAAGCUGUCACAGGACAGUUCCCUAGCAGUUUUGUGGAAAUUGUGACUAUUCCCAGUCUAAAAGAGGGAGAGAAGUUAUUUGUCUGCAUCUCUGAAUUCACAUCCCAGGAACUGAACAGUCUUCCCCUCCAUCGAGGUGACCUGGUGAUCCUGGAUGGCUCCCCCAGUGCUGGCUGGUUGCAGGGUCGAAGCUGCUGGGGCGCACGAGGCUUCUUCCCGUCUUCAUGUGUCCGUGAACUCUGCCUCUCCUCACAAAGCCGUCAGUGGCACUCACAGAGUGCCCUCCUUCAGAUUCCUGACUAUUCCAUGGGACAAGCCCGGGCCCUGAUGGGGCUUUCUGCUCAGCUGGAUGAGGAACUGGACUUCAGAGAAGGAGAUGUGAUUACUAUUAUUGGGGUCCCUGAACCAGGCUGGUUUGAAGGAGAAUUAGACGGACAAAGAGGUAUUUUCCCAGAAGGUUUUGUAGAGCUUUUGGGACCUCUGAGGACUGUGGAUAAGUCAGCAGCUUCUGGAAAUCAAGAUGGGUGCAUAAGUAACGGUGCAGUUGAGGGCCCCAUGGGAGAAGAAGAGCGAGGGCCAGAAGAGGAUGAAGAACAGCCGGGGACCUAUGGAAUUGCCCUCUACAGAUUCCAAGCCUUGGAGCCUAAUGAGUUGGAUUUUGAAGUAGGGGAUAAAAUCCGGAUUCUGGGAACCCUGGAAGAUGGCUGGCUGGAAGGAUCACUGAAGGGCAGGACAGGAAUCUUCCCUCACCGUUUUGUAAAGUUAUGUCCUAACACAAGGGUGGGGGACACCAGGGUCCUGCCACAGGAGAGCAACCAUACCACGACGCCAGAAAUGCCUUUGGACUCAUUGGAGAACUCCUCAGUAGUGGAGGAAAGAAGACACGAAUUUAACAAGUAUAGACCAGAGACAUCCAGCUGUGCGAUUUCUGAAACAUUCGCUCCUCCCCUGGAACAUAUGACCCCUGAGUAUGAGCGCAACAGAAACUCUUAUCAGGAUGAAGACAUCAUCUUGAGGGGGCCUUCAAGAAGCCCAGGCCUGAUGCAUGAAAAGCCUCCUGCCAAAGAUUCUUCCGUGAAUGAUCCUUUGGAGGUGGUGAAUGGAGUUUCCUCCCAGCCUCAGUCACAUUUUCAUCCUAAAAUACAUAAAAACCAGUAUUUCUUUACUGCAGAAGAGAACCAUCACCCUCUUCCUGCAGAAGCAAGGAGUAGAGACUACUCCAGUCUACCUCUCAAAGGAGCGUAUUCGCAGCUGAAAACUGCCCACAAACCCCAUCUUUACAGCGGCUCUUUACUCCCAACCUCUAGGACCCACAAACCUGGCCAGCUGAGCCCUCAGUUCCGGGGCACGCCAAAGUUUGCUAAAAAACCUCGCAAGUCCAAAGAACCUGCUUUCAACUUUAUCUCUGUGUCUGACAGAUCAGAGAUGAUGCCUGGCCCACGAGGCAAGGGGCCUGCUGUGGAAGCAGCCGCACUUGACCAGGGAGAUGGCGGCAUUGACCUGGAUUCCAAGUUGACUCAGCAGCUGCUAGAGUUUGAGAAGAGCUUGUCAGGGCCUGGCACAGAACCAGAUAAAAUUGUUCGCCAUUUUUCAAUCACGGGCUUUAACUCCGAGAAGGAUAUUGUCCGGGGUUCCUCAAAAUUGAUGACUCAGCAAGAGUUGCCUGAGAGGAAGAAGGCCCUGAGGCCUCCACCACCACGUCCCUGCACCCCAGUGUUUACUGCUCCCCAUUUGCUGACUGACCAGAACCUGAAACCGACCCCGCCCUUGGCGGUACGCCCCUCUCGCCCAGCUCCCUUGCCUCCCUCAGCCCAGCAGAGAGUGAACACAUCUCCCAAAGGCCUCACCUCUAAGCAUCCUGGCGGUGAGUCUCUGGAAAAGGAGACCCAAGAGAAUGUGGAAAAGCCUGUGGACCAAACUUCUCAGUGUCCCUUAGUGCUAGUGAAGAUUCAAGAAAUGCAGCAGGACUUGGAUAUGGAUAGUGAGACUCAAGAAGAACUAAACUUGAUGCUGGAGGAGAAGCAGGAUGAGUCGUCUAGGGCAGAGACUCCGGAGAACCUUGACUUUUAUGAGAGUAACAUUGACAGUUUGGAUAUAGAACUCCAGCAACUUACAGAAAUGACCCUUCUCUCCUCCCAGUCUUCAUCACUGGCCCCUUCUGUGUCUGUGUCCAAUGAAAACCCAGAGCAGAGGAUGCUGGAGAAGAGAACCAAGGUGAUAGAUGAACUUCUUCAGACGGAAAAAGACUACAUCCGGGACCUGGAGAUGUGUAUCGAGCGCAUCAUGGUGCCCUUGCAGCAGGCGCAGGUCCCAAACAUUGACUUUGAGGGUCUUUUUGGAAAUAUGCAGGUGGUGAUUAAGGUCUCAAAGCAAUUGCUGGCUGCUCUGGAAAACAGCGACUCUGUAGGCGCUGUGUUCCUUGAUCACCGGGAUGAGCUUGAGGGAACAUACAAGGUUUACUGCCAGAAUCACGAUGAAGCCAUUUCGCUGCUGGAUAUCUACGAGAAGGAUGAGAAGUUCCAGAAGCACCUUCAGGACUCCUUGGCGGAUCUGAAGAACCUCUACAGUGAAUGGGGUUGCACAAAUUAUAUUAACCUAGGCUCCUUCCUGAUCAAACCAGUGCAAAGAAUAAUGCGUUAUCCGCUGCUGCUAAUGGAGUUGCUGAAUGCCACCCCAGAAUCCCACCCGGACAAAAUGCCUUUGACCAGUGCAGUCAUUGCAGUGAAGGAAAUCAAUGUUAACAUCAAUGAGUAUAAACGUCGGAAAGACCUGGUCCUCAAGUACCGUAAGGGUGAUGAAGACAGCCUCAUGGAGAAAAUUUCCAAACUGAACAUCCACUCCAUCAUCAAGAAGUCCAACCGAGUUAGCAGCCACCUGAAGCACCUCACUGGCUUUGCUCCUCAGAUAAAAGAUGAAGUAUUUGAAGAAACAGAAAAGAAUUUCCGGAUGCAGGAGAGAAUGAUCAAAUCUUUUAUCCGGGACUUGUCUCUCUACCUCCAGCACAUCCGGGAAUCGGCGUGUGUGAAGGUGGUGGCCGCCAUGAGCAUGUGGGACGUGUGUAUGGAGAAAGGAAACAAAGAACUGGAGCAGUUCGAGAAGGUGCAUCGUUACAUCAGUGAUCAGCUCUUCACGAGUUUUAAAGAGAGGACCGAGCGCCUUGUCAUCUCUCCCUUAAAUCAGUUACUGAGCAUGUUUACAGGGCCGCACAAGCUGGUGCAGAAGCGCUUUGACAAGCUCCUGGACUUCUAUAACUGCACUGAACGGGCUGAGAAGCUGAAGGACAAGAAGACUCUGGAAGAGCUGCAGUCAGCUCGCAACAACUACGAGGCCCUGAAUGCCCAGUUGCUGGACGAGCUGCCCAAGUUCCACCAGUACGCCCAGGGCCUCUUCACCAACUGCGUCCAUGGCUACGCCGAGGCCCACAGCGACUUCGUGCACCAGGCCCUGGAGCAGUUACAGCCUCUGCUUUCUUUACUUAAAGUCGCCGGCAGAGAGGGAAACCUGAUUGCUGUCUUCCAUGAAGAGCACAGCAGGGUCCUGCAGCAUCUGCAGGUGUUCACCUUCUUCCCAGAGACUCUCCCAGCCACCAAGAGGCCAUUCGAGAGGAAAACCAUGGACCGCCAGUCUGUCCGAAAGCCACUUCUGGGCCUGCCAAGUUACAUGCUGCAGUCAGAAGAACUCCGGGCUUCCCUUCUGGCUCGGUAUCCUCCUGAAAAACUAUUCCAAGCAGAGCGCAACUUCAACGCUGCUCAAGACCUGGAUGUCUCGCUUUUGGAAGGUGACCUUGUAGGUGUGAUUAAAAAGAAAGACCCUAUGGGCAGUCAGAACCGCUGGCUGAUUGACAAUGGAGUCACCAAAGGCUUUGUGUAUAGCUCCUUCCUGAAGCCUUACAAUCCUCGCCGCAGCCACUCGGAUGUCUCCGUGGGCAGCCACUCCUCCAACGAGUCAGAGCACAGCAGUUCCUCUCCCAGAUGCCCACGGCAGAAUAGCAACAGCACCUUGACCUUCAACCCCAACAACUUGGCCGUGUCUUUUACCUCAGGACCUUGUCAGAAACAGCCUCAAGAUACAAGUCCAUUGAAGGAAAUCGACCCAGGAAGUCUGAGUGCAUCGUUAAACUCCGGUACUUCAGAGGGUAACCCUUCCCGGUGCCUUUCUGACACAGACUCCGCCUCCCCGCCUCGGCUGUGGGAAUCUGUAGAUGCGGCUGGAGACACCAGCAUCACCCAGCCCACAGCCACCCCAAGGAGCUACCGAAACUCCAGACAUCCCGAAGCGGCUGUUUACCCCAUCCCGGGUCGAAAUGGGCCAAGUAAAGACCUCGGGAAAGAAUGUGCCAGAACAGCCCAGCCCGUGGAAGACAAAAGCCGAGAGCCAGAGAGCAGCGAGGCGGCAGGCAACCAGGUCUAUUUUGCCGUCUACGCCUUCAAUGCACGGAACCCAAAUGAGCUGAGUGUGUCAGCCAAUCAGAGACUCAAGAUCCUUGAGUUUAAGGAUGUUAUGGGAAAUACAGAGUGGUGGUUAGCUGAAGUCAAUGGGAAGAAGGGUUAUGUUCCCUCCAAUUAUAUCCGCAAAACUGAGUACACCUGA